Lithohypha guttulata is the source of this 1182-nucleotide messenger RNA. RefSeq lists its product as uncharacterized. Gene Ontology annotation, molecular function: malate transmembrane transporter activity. The transcript has a single exon. Bases 1 to 1182 code for a protein of 393 amino acids. NCBI's taxonomy places the organism in Eukaryota, Fungi, Ascomycota, Eurotiomycetes, Chaetothyriales, Trichomeriaceae. Gene Ontology annotation, biological process: malate transmembrane transport. The record is from RefSeq and is a predicted model, not a curated record. Gene Ontology annotation, cellular component: membrane.
AUGCGAGACUCCAACAUCCUCAACGCAGAGUCUAAGAACUAUGAAGGAAACCGCGUCGCAUGGCGAGAACGAUUAUCUCAUUUCACUUGGUCAUGGUUCGAAUGUACGAUGUCAACUGGCGCCAUUGCAACCCUCCUCUCGCAGCAGCCCUACGCAUUUCCUGGUCUGAACACGAUUGGAAAAGUGGUCUUUAUCCUUGACUUGGUUCUCUUUGUCCUCUUCUCCAUCCUUAUCAGUUUACGCUUCUAUCUGAAUAGGGGCGCCUUCAGAAAAUCCCUCUAUCAUCCACAUGAGUCGUUCUUCUUUGGGACUUUCUGGGUCAGCAUCGCGUUGAUCAUCUACUGCAUGCAGGCCUAUGCCGUGCCUUCAUGUGGUCAGUGGCUUGUCAAAACACUUGAGGUCCUGUUCUGGACUUUUGCUGGCUGCGCCAUGCUGGUCGCAAUUUUUCAGUAUCACAGGAUUUUCGAUAUUCAGAAACUUCCUGUUGAUGAAAUGAUGCCUGCUUGGAUUCUGCCUGUCUACCCAUUCCUCAUCCUUGGACCACUUGCUGGGACUUUGUUGUACAGCCAGCCACGGCCAUCUUCAGCAUUGCCAAUUCUUAUCGGGGGAAUCGCCUUUCAAGGCCUAGGUUUCUGCUUCGCGUUCAUCCAGUAUACUUUGUACAUAACUCGCUUGACAAGCGGCCUAUUACCAGACGAACCAAAACGACCAGGGAUGUAUGUCGCUGUAGGACCGGCCGCAUACACCGCAAACGCGAUGAUCAUCCUGGGCAGUCAAGCACAAGUUAUUCUCCCACCUGGCUUCCUUGGCAUCACCACUAUCCCUGUCGGUGACAUCUGGAAAGCUCUGGGCGUUGCAAUCGGCAUCUUCCUCUGGCUGCUCGCAUUUUGGUUCUUUGCUCUCUCCACUGUGGGUGUCCUUCACGGCUACAAACACAUGCACUUUACGCUCAAUCACUGGGCUAUCAUCUUUCCAAAUGCUGGCUUGGCGAUAUCGUUGAUAAGUAUUGGUAAUGUGUUGUACAGUCCUGCCAUCAAGGCAGUCGGGUCAGGCAUGACGAUUUUGCUUUGUAUUGCUUAUCUGUGGAUUGCUGUGCUUACAGUCAAGGCUGUGUGGCGCGGGUAUGUGUUGUGGCCGCACAAAGAUGAGGAUAUGGAAGAUAUUGAGGGCCAUGAGCAAUGA